GUUGGAGUUUGCGGACAAACAAAAUUUGAAUCUAUUGAUCCAAAUUUAGAUUUUUUUACGAAACCUACAAACCUAAUCGCUAGAAAUAGCCCAAUCGCAUGAAAAAUGCUUUUAUACACGGUGCUCCUGACAAUCCCCGCUCUAACCCUCGCUAAAGACGCCAACAUACUAAUGACCGAAGUCUUCACAAUACCAUUAGAACCCCUAAUGUUCAACUGGACACACGAAGGCCCAAAAAACCAAUUCGUCUACCAAGCAUCCUUACUAAACGCCCCCGAUUUACCUUCGUGGAUAAAUUACAUCUACAGCGAACAACACCACUGCGGCUACUUGUUCGGAGUACCACCCGAAGGGCCCGCUACGGUCCCUUUGGAAGUGGUGGCACUGAACAAGGAAACCUACGAAACUCGAGCGGAGAAUCUAGACAUAAUCGUAUCGCAGAAACUGAACCCGGCGCGCUACGAAAUACAUCUCAAAAUCGACAAUGUCAACGUAGAAGACAUGUUCGAAGCGGAGAGAAUGGACGCCCUGAAGGGCAUAUUCGCGAAGGAAUUGUGGCAGGAGAGCGCCUUCGAUUUGUACGUUACCUUUUUGAAUUCGGCCGUCGAAUUGGGCGCUCGGAAACCGAUGAAUCCCGACGAAGGAGAAGGCGUUGUUGUACGGCUAGGCAGCGAGUUUCCUUUCUCGGCGAAACUGCUGGAGCUCCAGGAAGAAGUGAGGCCUUUGUGGAAGAUUUACCCGUGCCCGAGGGAUUUCAAAAGGACUUCGGUCGAAAUAUACUUCAAAGAAGCCGGGUUUGCCAUCGAUUGGUGUUCGUUCAGAUUGGUGGAUAAUAACGAUUCAGCGAUGCAUCACACCAAAGGAAAUUUGGUGAUCAACGAAGAGGAAUAUAAAUACGAACGUGAUGAUAUUUGGCAUUCGAUAUCGAAGGAGGAUGUCCCGAUGAGGAGCUACAUGCACGAAUUGUUUAUAUCUCUGUUAAUUCCUGCGAUCGUGUUGAUUGUACUCGGAUUGUUUUUGUCGUUUCUGUUGUGCUUCGAACACGACGAUUUGGAGAACGAAGAUGAAAUAUAUUUUCACAAUUUAUUUCACAUUUGCACUGAUUAUUAUUACAAUCAUUACAUUUAUACAAGGGCGAGUCGCGUCGAAGAUAUUCCCCCGGAGAGAAUAAAUUACUCGGAAACGAUCCAUCGACCGGUGGAAAAAACAAACAGCUACAACAGGGACGCGAAUCUCUCUCCGGAUCUCUGCAGUCAUUCAAACAGCCCCGAUGCAACUAUUACUAGAGGGAUACAUUGCAGGCCUAGCCCUCCUCCCUAUGUCAGGCCGAAAUAUAGACCGGAUUUGUGACGACAGAACGAAAAUUCAGCGAAAACUCGAUACUGUUAGAGAAUGUAACGAAUUCGUGGAAAUUCUCUCCUGCUAGCUCUUCCUAGUGCAAUAAUAUGGGUGUUUAGAGAAUGAAUAACGUGAAGAUUAGUUACGUGUAGAGAUAUAACAAGAUGCUUUAAUUACGAUUGUAAUCGAUAUGUAAUAACAAUUAAAGAUAUUAAAC
Phyllotreta striolata is the source of this 1555-nucleotide messenger RNA. The record is from the annotation of a GenBank genome assembly. NCBI's taxonomy places the organism in Eukaryota, Metazoa, Arthropoda, Insecta, Coleoptera, Chrysomelidae.